Oryza brachyantha (malo sina) is the source of this 1190-nucleotide messenger RNA. RefSeq lists its product as uncharacterized. Gene Ontology annotation, cellular component: chloroplast thylakoid. Lineage: Eukaryota; Viridiplantae; Streptophyta; Magnoliopsida; Poales; Poaceae. The coding region runs from base 118 to 975 and encodes 285 amino acids. The record is from RefSeq and is a predicted model, not a curated record. The transcript has 2 exons.
UUUUCCCCUCUCCCUCCCUCCACCACUCCGCUCUCUCCCGCCUCCUUAUCCCGUCCCUCCUCACCAACCACACGUCCACACCUCGACCGAUUGCGCGCGCGCGCACCGCAGCCAACCAUGAUGGCCGCGCCGCCGCUCACGGCCGUCCGCGCCACCCUCCACCCCGUCGUCGCCUGCUCCGCCUCCGCCUCCAAGAACCACCCCAGGCAGCAGCAGCAGCAGCAGACGCCACAGGCGGUGCUCGUCGUGCCACCGCAGCCGCCUGCUGCUGCUUCUGCUGCUGCUCUGCGGUCGCUGAGGACGACGGCGACCGUGGCGGUGGCGGCGGCGCUGGCGCUGCCGCCGGACGCGCUGGCCGUGGGCGGCGAGUUCGGCAUCCUCGAGGGCCGGAGCGCGGCGCUGCUGCACCCGCUCGUCAUGGGCGGCCUCUUCGCCUACACGCUCUGGGCGGGCUACCUCGGCUGGCAGUGGCGCAGGGUGCGCACCAUCCAGGACGAGAUCAACGAGCUCAAGAAGCAGCUCAAGCCGGCCGCCGCCGCCACGCCCGCCGCCGUCGGCGCCGGGGACUCCUCCUCCCCGCCUCCCCCUCCCGCCGCCAAGUCGCCCGUCGAGAUCAAGAUCGACGAGCUCACAGAGGAGAGGAAGAAGCUGAUCAAGGGGUCGUUCCGGGACCGGCAUUUCAACGCCGGCUCGAUCCUGCUCGGCCUCGGCGUCCUCGAGUCCGUCGGCGGCGCGCUCAACACCUGGUUCCGCACCGGCAAGCUCUUCCCGGGGCCGCACCUCUUCGCCGGCGCGGCCAUCACCGUGCUCUGGGCGGCCGCGGCGGCGCUGGUGCCGGCGAUGCAGAAGGGCGACGACACGGCCCGGAGCCUGCACAUCGCGCUCAACGCCAUCAACGUCCUCCUCUUCAUCUGGCAGAUCCCCACCGGCCUCGAGAUCGUCGGCAAGGUCUUCGAGUUCACGACAUGGCCAUGAUCACCGUGCAAACCGACACGACUCGACGCGACACCGCCAUUCUUCUAGCUCGAUCGUCUCCUUCUUCAUUAGGUUCUUCUUGACUCCAUAGCCGAUCUUGAAUGUGUUCAUCUGCGUCGCCUUCCAUGCACAGUGUUCUUUGCUAAUUCGUCUCACUGUUCAAAUAUACUCCCUGCGUACGAGAAGAAAUGAAUGCCAUGGAAAAAGAGAUGAGA